UGACAUCAAAUUAUCAUGAACAGUACUCCGAUUUUGGGAUUGAGGAAAGGUUCAUGGAAUGAAGAAGAAGAUUUUCUUUUGAGAAAAUGCAUCGAAAAAUAUGGUGAAGGAAAGUGGCAUCUUGUUCCUGCUAGAGCUGGUCUGAACAGAUGCAGGAAGAGUUGUAGGUUGAGGUGGUUGAAUUAUCUAAGGCCACAUAUCAAGAGAGGUGACUUCGAUCCAGACGAAGUGGAUCUCAUUCUGAGGCUUCAUAAGCUCUUAGGCAACAGAUGGUCACUUAUGGCUGGUAGACUUCCGGGAAGGACAGCGAGCGAUGUGAAAAAUUAUUGGAACACUCACCUUCUGAGGAAGUUAAAUGCUACUAAAUCUAACAAUAAGUACUGCAGAGCCAAUAAUAUUAUUACUAGGAAUGAAAUAAUAAGACCUCAACCACAGAACUUCUCAAGUGCCAUGAAGAAUGUUUCGUGGUGCAACAACAAAAGUAUUACAAAAAGUACUGUAGAUAAAGACGAAACUGACAAAGAAAUAGUAGUAAAUAUUUGUGAAAAGCCAACAGCCGAAACAACGUCGUCGAUGGACCAUGGAAUUCAAUGGUGGACAAGUUUACUGGAAAAUUGCAAUGAAAUUUAUAAAACACAAAGUUUGUUAAAUGGUGGAGGCAACUCCUUCCAACAGGGACAGAGUGAUGGUUGGGAUGACUUUUCUCUUGAUAUUGACCUAUGGGAUCUACUUGAUUAGAGGGUGAUACACAAGAAUGCCACCUGCCACAUGGAUCAUCUUGAACUUUUGACCUCAUUUGUUCCAUAGGUAAAACUUCAAAUUUGAUAAAUUUUGACUUAUGACCUUGUAGGUUUGCUGUAGGGGUUCAAAAAUUCAUAAGUCAAAAUCCCACUCAUUUUCACAA
Capsicum annuum is the source of this 904-nucleotide messenger RNA. RefSeq names its product transcription factor MYB1-like. The record is from RefSeq and is a predicted model, not a curated record. The coding region runs from base 16 to 738 and encodes 240 amino acids. Lineage: Eukaryota; Viridiplantae; Streptophyta; Magnoliopsida; Solanales; Solanaceae. The transcript has 3 exons.